Jatropha curcas is the source of this 1311-nucleotide messenger RNA. RefSeq lists its product as uncharacterized. Gene Ontology annotation, cellular component: cytosol. Lineage: Eukaryota; Viridiplantae; Streptophyta; Magnoliopsida; Malpighiales; Euphorbiaceae. Gene Ontology annotation, molecular function: holo-[acyl-carrier-protein] synthase activity; magnesium ion binding. The record is from RefSeq and is a predicted model, not a curated record.
UAAAAGUCGUCUGCCGCAGGCUUGCAGUAGAAAGGCGUAGAAGUCAAUUGAAAUAAUAACGUUAUUAAUGGAGAGAGGGGUACGAAGAUGGAUAGUGGACAUAUCAAAGUGGAACCCAUCUCCCCAUGACUUCUCUUUUGCCCUUUCCCUUCUUCCUCAACAUGACCACUCCUCCAUAACCAGAUUUGUGAGGAUGGAAGAUAAGAAACGGGCACUUGUGAGCCGGUUGCUUCAAUAUGCUAUGGUACAGGAAGUAUUGUUGAUUCCAUAUGAUGAAGUUGUUAUAAAGCGCACAUUGGAAGGGAAACCCUACCUAGAAUGUGCUAAAGCUUACUCAGAAUUUCCCAAUUUUAAUUUCAAUGUAUCUCAUCAUGGUGACUAUGUGGCAAUAGCAUCUGAACCUGUGUGCAUUGUUGGGGUGGACAUCGUUUGUUGUGUGAAGCCUCCAAAUGAGACAAUUUCAGAAUUCAUUCAGAACUUUGCUUCUUACUUUUCACAUUUGGAGUGGAACAAAAUAAUUAAUUCUGGAACCUCAGAUGAAGUUUUGGUUGAAUUUUACAGAUACUGGUGUCUCAAAGAAGCUUAUGUCAAAGCUACAGGGAGUGGACUGGUGAAUGGAUUGGACAGAGUAGAGUUUCAUCACACUAACUGGAGAAAUAUAUUUGUUAAAAUUGAUGGGGAGCCAAUAACAGAGUGGAGAUUUUGGAUUUUUGAGCUGCAAGAAAGACAUUGGGUGUCUGUGGCUAGGGGUCACCCAAAAGCGGCUGCAGAAAGUUACAAGAGAACAAUAAGGAGAUUGGAGUUCGAUGAAGAGGAGUACCGUGAGGGUCUUUAUCUUCCAAACGUAAGUUUUGUUGACAAAACUGUAGAACAACUCAUCCUAUUACUCGAAAGAAAGAGUAAAUAAUAUGCAAAAACUAGAACUGAUGGCCAAUUGGUGAAAGCUGUCAACGGUAUAUGGGUACGCAAGAGAGAAUUCUUUCGCUUCCUGCUGGACCACUGCAUAACAAGAUUGAUGUGACAUGCUCAACCAGGUAUAAAGUUCAAGUUGGCAGGAGUAGUUUUCCUCCAACUUGAAAUACAAUCUCACUAUCCUGCUAUAUGAAAGCUUGAUUCUGGAAAAUCACUAGUGGAUAGGUAAAUGGUUGAUGGUCCAAAAUGCAAGGUCCCUGCGUUGUGAUUAUGGUAGUAAAACUAAAGGGUGUUAUCAGUUAGCUCAAAUCUGCAGGUUGUAAGAUACUACUUUAGCUGUGAGACUUGAGAUGUAACCAGUUGAGAAUAAUAAAAUUUACCUUUCCUCUUUUUCCUUAA